AUGCUCUUCAUUACGAUGCCCCGGAGAAAGGCGUCUAAAAUUGAGGACGACCCAGAACAACAGUACGACAUUAUUCCUUCCCUAAACUUUAAGACAUGGCCACAAGUGACAAGAGAAACCCGAACAACAAACUUUUUUGCCGUCUAUCCAAUAACGACUUUUCUCCUUGUCUAUUCAAUUAAGACUUGUCUUCUUGUCUAUCCAAUUAAGUCAUUUCUUUUUGUCUAUCCACUUAAGAAUUUUCUUCUUGUCUACCCAAUUACGGCUUUUCUUCUUGUCUACCUAAUUACGACUUUUCUUCCUGUCUAUCCAAUUACGACUUUUCUUCUUGUCUACCUAAUUACGACUUUUCUUCCUGUCUAUCCAAUUACUACUUUUCUUCUUGUCUACCUAAUUACGACUUUUCUUCCUGUCUAUCCAAUUACGACUUUUCUUCUUGUCUACCUAAUUACGACUUUUCUCCUUGUCUAUACAAUUAAGACUUUUCUUCUUACUUUUCUUCUUGUCUAUCCAAUUACGACAUUUCUUUUUGUCCAUCUAAUUACAACUUUUCUUCUUGUCUACCUAAUUACGACUUUUCUCCCUGCCUAUCCAAUUACGGCUUUUCUUCUUGUCUAUACAAUUAAGACUUUUCUUCUUGUCUCCCCAAAUUACGACUUUUCUUCUUGUCUAUCCAAUUAA
Messenger RNA from Acanthosepion pharaonis, 681 nucleotides. NCBI's taxonomy places the organism in Eukaryota, Metazoa, Mollusca, Cephalopoda, Sepiida, Sepiidae. The record is from the annotation of a GenBank genome assembly.